AUGGGAAACAAGCCUGCAACUAAACUUCAACCAUCCGACUGGGAUUACUUGCAUCAAUGGACAAAAUUUUCUGAUGCAGAAAUUCAAGAAUGGUUUAAAUGUUUUCAUAAAGAUUGUCCAACUGGACAAUUAACUCUUGAAGAAUUUAAAAGCAUUUAUGCACAAUUUUUCCCUGCUGGUGAUUCUUCAACGUUUGCUGAACAUGUUUUUAGAUGUUUUGAUAUUAAUCGUGAUAAAAAAAUAUCAUUUUGCGAUUUUCUUUCUGGAUUAAGUAUAACAGCUAAAGGAGAUGAUAAACAAAAACUUGCUUGGACAUUUAAUCUUUAUGAUACGGAUGGCGAUGGAUAUAUAUCAAGAGAGGAAAUGCUUAUAAUAGUUGAUUCAAUUUAUAAAAUGAUCGGUCCAGUGAUGCAAUUACCUGAAGAUGAAUCGACACCCGAGAAAAGAACAAAUAAAAUUUUCAGUACCUAUGAUAUUAAUCGUAAUGGGAAAUUAUCAUAUGAUGAAUUUAUUAAUGGAGCCUUAUCUGAUCCGUCCAUUCUUCAUUUAUUAAAUAUUGAUAAAAUUCAAACAGUGACAACAGAUCCUGUUCGUUCAUCAGCAAAUGUUCAUUCAUCAAUGACUCGACUUCAUACUUGA
This is a messenger RNA of Rotaria socialis, 639 nucleotides long. NCBI's taxonomy places the organism in Eukaryota, Metazoa, Rotifera, Eurotatoria, Philodinida, Philodinidae. The record is from the annotation of a GenBank genome assembly.